CAAAAUAUUAUUUUUGUUUGUUUUUUUUCCUGUCCUUCUAUUUCAUAUUUCUUGUAAAUUUAUGUUUGAAAAUGUACAAUGAAUGAUAAGAAAGCAACGAGACUGGUGCGCUGUUUGAAAUGUCAGAAAAUUUUUGAGUGUUCGCGUGAUGAUACUCUCGCUCUAAUUCAACACAUACGCACCGAUCAUCCGGAGGUAAAAUUUAUUGAUGUCGAUAGAAAUGUGGAAAUUGCCAGGAAGCAUUUAUCCAAAACGAACAAAAUUGGCCAGGAUAAUAAAGGACUCAGUUCUGAAGAGAAACAGAAUAGAGAGGAAUAUCCAAGUAAAUCCAGGGUAGAAGUGAGCCCAAAAAAUAAUUCUUCAAAAGAAAGUGGAAUUAAAAAGGAUAAUAAAUUUCCCCAAUAUGUAGCAGAAGAUGAGUUGACACGGCUCUCCUUGAAAUCAGAAAUAUUAGAAAAAUAUCCCGAAAUUAAGGAUUGUGAAUUUUGUCCUCAAAAACCCAGUGCCAAUGUUCUCUAUACACGUCGCUAUAAAAUUCAAACGCCAUCGAGCACCUCAGGCCUAAGCAGUGCCCCAAAAACACCGAGAAAACGACAGAUGUAUCGUAUGUCCAUAGAAAAAUGGCGCCCAAUCAAAGGGAAUAUCUAUUGUCCCAAGUGUGGUUGUAACAAACCUCCCUUGAUUGAGACUCGUAAUGAAUUCCUCACUGAAAAUUCGUGGUGUGCUUGCUGUAUGCUCAACUGUUGGCCCCUGUGUUUCAUACCAUGGAUAUUUCCCUCACACGAAGUGGAACAUUUGCACUGCUCGAACUGCAAGACAUUUUUGGGUCUCUACAAUCGCCGUUCGAAUUGUAUAAAACCAAAUCGGGAUUUCAAUAUUGUGGAAUAUGAAAAGAAUGUAAAAAUUAAAGAUCACAAGGAGGAAGAUGACUUGAGAUAUCUUAAACGAAAUAAAUCCACCACAACCAGUGAAUGGGUGAAGCACCAAAACCCGCCAAAUCGCCCAGCACCAGCAAAUCGUUUGCCCUCCAUUGUCAUUGAUGGCAAAGAAUUACAUCCGGAUAUGGUGGCUCGUCUACAGAAGUUUAAGAAAUUUGGUUCACUGGCGGGCAUAGAUUUGGAGGCCCUAACAGAUGAUAGCAACAACAAGGCUAAUUUGAGUGAUUCUCAUAAUGAAGCGGUUCCUAGACGCAGGGAGCCAUCUGUUGGUAACAAUACGUAUUAAAAAAGCUUUCCAUAGAGGGCUUAUUGAAAGCUUGCUUGCUGUUGCUAUGCUUUGACAUUAAACUGAGCUUUCAUGCUUCAAUAUGUGCUCACAGUGUUUCGAAAAAAUUUAAAUUUAAUAUUUUUGUUUAAAAAUGUCCAUGUUUAAAAAAAUAUUGAAAAUCGAAGAUUAUGAGUCGGAUAUUUUUGAAAACAAA
Molecule: messenger RNA, 1420 nt
Organism: Musca domestica (house fly)
Lineage: Eukaryota; Metazoa; Arthropoda; Insecta; Diptera; Muscidae
Exons: 2
Coding region: 79-1224 (381 amino acids)
Source: RefSeq, a predicted model, not a curated record